AUGAGCGCAAAACCACAAGUUCCCGAUGCAUGGGAUGACGACUGGGAACCCCGAGCAGAUGCGCUAGCCAACGAGCCUACCCCGCCGACCGAGAAGAAAGUCUCGUCCAAAGUCACCAAAGCCCAGCGAAGGGCACAGCAAGCUGAAUUCAAUCGACAACUAUGGGCGGAAGCUGAAACCCCGCAAACAUUCCACUUUGUCGAAGCUCGAUCCGACGUCCCCCUCAAACAGGAUAUAAAGCCCGCUGUUACGCUUCUCAGCCGGAGACCACAAAUUGCGACCCGACAAUCAGGAAGUUCUGGUGUUAAUUCUGCAACCGCUGGACUUAGCCAACUGGGCCUGGACGAUGAUGGUGAUUCAGACGAAGAGGCUAAUAAAGCCCCCGAACCGACCUUUGAGGAACGACAGGCAAUCGCACUGAAAAACCGAGAGGAUAGGCAGCGCAAGUACGAAGAAGCCCGAGAGCGGCUUUUUGGAAGCCCGUCCGCGAACACUUCGGGAAAUUCGUCGCCGGGGACUACAACCCCACCCCGUCAGCAGUUCGGUGAAGGAAGGGGUAAAGGCAAGGGCCGAGGAGGCAGAGACCAGCAGAAAAGAGAUUCGUCUACGGCCUCAAGCAAGUCGAAACAUCUAUACGAUCCAACCACAUCGGUCAGGUCCAAUGGGCCGCCUCUACAAAGGCGAGAUCGUCCCGGCGAUCGGAGCGAUUCUGAAAGGCAGAGCUCCCCUGCCUCCCCUGCUUCACCCGCUCCGCAGCAGCCUACUCGUCAUCCUCGAGGCCCUGAUGCAAGUGGAAGAGGUGGCUUUAGAUUCAACAGAGGUUCGAGAGGGAGCUAA
Messenger RNA from Penicillium longicatenatum, 837 nucleotides. RefSeq lists its product as uncharacterized. Bases 1 to 837 code for a protein of 278 amino acids. Lineage: Eukaryota; Fungi; Ascomycota; Eurotiomycetes; Eurotiales; Aspergillaceae. The transcript is spliced from 3 exons. The record is from RefSeq and is a predicted model, not a curated record.